Messenger RNA from Ricinus communis (castor bean), 2258 nucleotides. RefSeq names its product ABC transporter G family member 5. Gene Ontology annotation, cellular component: membrane. The transcript has a single exon. Lineage: Eukaryota; Viridiplantae; Streptophyta; Magnoliopsida; Malpighiales; Euphorbiaceae. Gene Ontology annotation, molecular function: ATP hydrolysis activity; ATP binding; ABC-type transporter activity. The record is from RefSeq and is a predicted model, not a curated record. The coding region runs from base 151 to 2052 and encodes 633 amino acids.
UUACUUUAUUCGACUAGAAAAUGUCCUUUUAUUUUUGUUUUACUAAUGCUAAUGCACUGGUUGCUCUUGAAAGAGAACCAAAUUAACCAGAAGUGAUCCACGAAACAGAGAAACAGAAGUGAGGACAAAAAAGCAAAACAAAAAAUAUCAAUGAGGAAACAAGGCUGUGAGAUCGAAGCAAGAGGGAUCAACUACAAGAUUUCCACCAAGGAAACAGAGUUAAAUCUUUUGAAAAUCUUCAACAAAGAUCAAGAACCGAAAUCCCCUGGUAUAAAGCAUGUUCUGAAAGAAGUAAAUUGUAAAGCAAAACCUUGGGAAAUCCUUGCAAUUGUUGGUCCAAGUGGUGCUGGAAAAUCAUCCUUACUUGAAGUCCUAGCCGGAAGAUUUGCCCCGCAAAAUGGUUCAAUUUUUGUCAAUCAAAGUCCUAUGGACAAAGCUCAGUUCAACAAGAUUUCAGGCUAUGUUACACAAAGAGACACCCUUUUUCCUCUCCUUACAGUUGAAGAAACUCUCAUGUUUAGUGCCAAGCUGCGUCUCAGGCUUCCUCAUUCUCAACUGAGAUCCAGGGUGAAGUCCUUGGUUCAUGAACUAGGCCUCGACCAUGUCGCAACGACUCGGGUCGGCGAUGACAGGGUUCGCGGGAUAUCUGGCGGUGAAAGGCGGCGUGUUUCUAUAGGAGUUGAUGUCAUACAUGACCCUGAAGUACUGAUUCUUGAUGAGCCAACUUCAGGUCUUGAUAGUACUUCUGCUCUGCAAAUUAUUGAUAUGCUCAAGGUCAUGGCAGAGACAAGAGGUAGAACUAUAAUACUAAGCAUUCACCAGCCUGGGUUUCGCAUUGUAAAGCUGUUGAAUUCAAUUCUUUUGAUGGCUAAUGGAUCGGUUUUGCAUCAUGGGACUGUAGAUCAGCUUGGUGUUAAUUUGAGGAAUAUCGGGUUGGAGCUUCCUCUUCAUUUCAACGUUGUUGAGUUUGCCAUCGAAUCCAUUGAAGUUAUUCAACAGCAGCAGAUAAAAGUGGUUGGCCAAGAAGUGCAGCUUCAAGUUCCUUCAUCAACAGCACAACUACAGAUCAAGAAAGCAGAGGAGGUUGGUGAGAGUAGAAGUGGCAAGUUCACUCUUCAACAACUCUUUCAACAAUCUAAGGUUGUUGACGAGGACAUUAUUGAUGUAGGGAUUGAUAUUCCUCGAGGUUUUGCAAAUUCAAGAUUGCAGGAGAUAGUAAUUCUCACUCAUAGAUUCUCCAAGAACAUCUUUCGAACCAAGGAGCUCUUUGCAUGUAGAACCAUUCAGAUGCUGAUUUGUGGGAUUGUUUUGGGUUCCAUCUUUUGCAAUGUUAAAGAUGAUAUAGCAGGAGCAGAAGAAAGGGUAGGCCUAUUUGCUUUUAUAUUGACAUUUUUGCUCUCUUGCACAACAGAAGCUCUACCAAUCUUCUUGCAAGAGAGGGAGAUUCUAAUGAAGGAGACAUCCUGCGGAAGCUACAGAGUCUCAUCAUAUGCGAUUGCGAACGGGCUUGUUUACCUGCCAUUUCUACUUAUUCUGGCAAUAUUAUUUUCAGUCCCAUUAUACUGGCUAGUCGGUCUAAAUCCAAGUGUCUCUGCAUUCAUGCACUUCCUGCUAUUAAUAUGGAUGAUUCUUUACACUGCGAAUUCGGUUGUGGUAUGUUUCAGUGCUCUGGUGCCUAAUUUCAUCGUUGGAAAUUCAGUGAUAUCAGGAGUAAUGGGAUCCUUCUUUCUGUUCUCUGGCUACUUCAUAUCAAAGCAUGGGAUACCAAACUACUGGAUUUUCAUGCAUUACAUAUCCUUGUUUAAGUAUCCAUUUGAAGGGUUCCUGAUAAACGAGUUCUCAAAAUCAGGGAAAUGCCUGCAAUACAUGUUGGGUGCUUGCAUGGUUAGUGGAGAAGAUGUCCUCAGAGAAGAAGGAUAUGGAGAAGAAAGUAGGUGGAGAAAUGUGGCGAUCAUGGCUUCUUUCAUCUUCUUUUACAGAUUCAUUUCUUAUGUUAUUCUUAGAUGUCGAUGCUCUGUCACAACUCUCAAGGCCAGCAGUGCUGCUCGCUAGUUUCAGAAUCACCUCUCUCUCUCUCUCUCUCUCUAUCUCUCUCUCUCUCUCUCUCUCACGAGACUCAACAAGAUGGUUCACAUGUUCUUGGAUUUUACUUAAGAUAGCAGCCAAAAAAGAAAGAUCAGGUAAUAAAGAAAGGAAAAAGAAAUGUAUUAUCUACCAACAAUAUUCAUAUUGUAUCAAACAUGCUCUCCCUUCUUGUC